AUGAAGCGUUCCCUACUAAUGCUGGCGAACAACAGCGCCGGAGCUGUAAGCACCGCGCGUCGGCGGUGCCACGGUCUUGGGCUGGCUUUCUUCUACGGUCAGCGCCAACGAACUACCCGCCAAGAGUCGGCGAAAGAAGAAAAUCAGCGUGUAAAGCAAAUAUGUAGACCGUUAACAGCAAAGAGGAAUCUAAAUCCCACUAAUGAUUAUAGCAACACCAAUAAUCCAAAAUAUGAUAAUCCAUAUGAUCCAAAUCGGAGAUUCUCUAAUAGAAAUCAAUAUGAUUUGAACCAAAACCAAUAUGAUAAUGAUCAGAAGUUAAACCAAUAUGAUAAUCGUAAUGAACCAGGGUUUGAUCAGAAUCCAUAUAAUGGAGAUAACACACCAAGACCUUCAUGGGACAAUAGCCGUACAUAUGGCACCUCAUACAAAAGUUUUGAUUUAGAUAAUGACAAUGUUAUUAUUAAUGAGGCCACAUACUUCAUAGUAGCAUCUCAAAUGGUGAGACCAGGACAAAUAUACAAAAUAUCUGCUAAUAUAUUAAGGGCUAGAUUACAAAUGACUAUAAGAGCUUCAAUAUCAUGCAAUGGAGUAGAAAUAGCAGAUGUUAUUGAAAAAGUGAAGGAAGGUGUACCCGAGAUUCUCAAUAUGAGGAUACCAGCUACAACAGUUCCUGGUGAUUAUAAACUUCGUGUGGAAGGCUUAUAUUUGGAUGACCCAUUUGGAGGACGCGCAUUUGUUAACGAGACACAGUUAAUAUUCUCUAAGAGAUUUAUGACAAUUUUCAUACAGAUGGACAAACCUGUGUAUAUGCAGAGUCAAACAGUACGAUUCCGGAUUAUUCCAAUAAAUACAGAGCUGAAGGCAUUCGGAAGGGCCAUCGACGUGUUUAUACUCGAUCCAAAUAGACGUAUUAUGAAGAGAUGGCUGUCAAGACAGAGCAACUUCGGUACAGUGAGUCUCCAGUACCAAUUGUCAGAUCAGCCACUAUUUGGUGAAUGGACAGUGCGUGUCGAGGCAUUGGGGCAGACUGAAGAGGCACAGUUUCUUGUUGAAGAGUAUUAUCAAACUAGAUUUGAGGUGAACGUGACGAUGCCGGCGUUCUUCUUCAACACGGAGCAGUACAUCCACGGGCGCGUGAUGGCCAACUACACGAGCGGCGCGCCCGUGCGCGGCAACCUCACGCUGCGCGCCACGCUGCGCCCCGUGCCGCAGCACCGCCCCGCGCACUACGCGCGCGGCCAGUUCAACAACCUCGGCCCGUACGGCGCGCCGCCCGCCGACCAGUACACGAGGGUGCGUCCGAACUACAACCCGUACCUGUACAACGAGUCGGAGUACUCGGAGUCGGAGGCGCGCUACCGGCCCGGCCAGCCCAACCAGAUCGACCAGCCCGGCUGGUGGUACGACCCGCAGAAGGUUUACACUAGGAUAUUUAACUUUGACGAAAAAUACCCCUUCUGGAUGCCGAAACCGGACCCCAUAGAGCUCAAUAAUAAUCUCAAUCCGAACAACCCCUACUACAACACAUACAGCACUUCAUCUACUUACAAUUAUAUUUAUAAUAACCCAAAUUACGACCAGCUGCCGUAUUUGAGAUUUUUCAACGGCACCUACGACUUCAAAUACCCAAUGUCGGAGCUCGCCCAGCUUGUGCCCACGCUGGACGGCGUGGAGCUGAUCAUCACCGCGUCCGUGGGCGACCCAUUCCUGGACGAGGUUAUAGAAGGAUACAGUAUCGCCAGGAUAUUCAAUUCGUCAUUAACCGUCACAUUCCUUGGCGGUGAAUUGCAAGUGUUCAAACCGGCUAUGCCUUUUGAUGUUUAUAUGGUGGUAUCGUACCACGACGGGUCGCGGCUGCCGGCGUGGCAGGCGGCGGGCGUGGCGCUGACGGUGACGGCCACGCUGGAGGGCCGCGGCGGCGUGGUGGAGCCGCAGCGCCCCAUGCUGCUGCCCGGGCAGGACGCCGUCUGGCAUCUGAAGAUAGACUUGUACAAGUUGCUCAAAUUAGAGAACACGUCGGACUACCGCGACACACUGAACGCAAUAACGGGUAUCCGGCUGAACGCGCAGCUGACGGACGCGCGCGGGUCGCGCGCCUCGGCGGACGUGCGGCUGGUGGCGCACCGCAGCCCCGGCCACCACCACAUACGUGUGUCUACCACCACCACUGACGCUAGGGUUGGCGAGUACGCAAUAUUCCACGUUCAGAGUAAUUUCUAUAUGGAGACAUUCAAUUGGAUCGUCAUGUCCAAAGGAAUUAUACUGACAAGUGGUCAAGAGAUCAUGCAGGAGGGCGUGCGCACAUUCGCGGUGGGCGUGUCGGCGGAGAUGGCGCCGGUGUGCACGCUGCUGGUGUGGGCGCACCGCCGCCGCGCGCUCGUGUUGGCCGACUCGCUCACCUUCCCCGUCAACGGCAUCAAUAUUAAUAAUUUCACGGUGAUAGUGAACAACCGCAAGCACCGCACGGGCGAGCGCGUGGAGGUGGCGGUGUACGGCGAGCCCGGCGCCUACGUGGGGCUCUCCGGCAUCGACCACGCCUUCUACACCAUGCAGGCCGGCAACGAGCUCAGCUACGCUAAGGUGAUAUCAAAAAUGUCGCACUUCGAUGAGGCAACAAACGGCACAUUCGCGUACACGUGGCGCUCGCACUUCGGAGACGCGGACGAGCUCGUGUACUUCCCCUCGCCGAGUUUUGGUAUUGACGCCAAUCGCACUUUUGAAUACGCGGGUCUGAUAGUGCUGAGCGACGUGUCGGUGUGGCGGCGCGCGUCCGCCUGCAACGCGUCGCUGGGGCUGGCCGAGUGCCUGGACGGCGCCUGCUACCCGCACGACCGGCGCUGCGACGGCGUGGCCGACUGCAACGACCGCACCGACGAGACCAACUGCCAGCACGACGAUUCAUUCGAGCUGGCGCACUUCCGCAAGUUCCGGUUCAACCGCAUCCUGCGGCAGUACACCAACGUGUGGGCGUGGCGCGACGUCAACAUCGGGCCGCACGGCCGCUACGUGUUCACGCUGCCCGUGCCGCCCGACCCCGCGCGCUGGACCAUCUCCGCCUUUGCCAUGUCGCCCGCCGGCCUCGGCAUGCUCGCCAGGCCCAUCAACUACGUGGGCAUCCUGCCCUUCUUCAUCAAGAUCGAGGGCCCGGACCGGUGCCGCCAGGGCGAGCAGCUGGGCCUGCGCGUCGCCGUCUUCAACUACCAGGAGCAGGCCAUCGAGGCCGUGGUGGUGCUCGCCUCCUCGCCCGACUAUAAGUUCGUGCACGUCGAGGAGAACGGCAUUGUGCGGUCGUACAACCCGCGCACGUCGUACGGCGAGCACCAGUUCUUCGUGUACAUCCUGGCGGGCGACGCGGCCUUGGUGCACCUGCCCGUGGUGCCGGCGCGCCUGGGCCGCGUGCGCGUGGACGUGCGCGCCGCCGCGCUGCAGGGCGAGCACCGCGCCCACAAGUAUAUAGAAGUAGAGGCCGACGGCAUCCCGCAGUACCGCCACCAGUCCGUGCUGCUGGACCUGUCCAACCGCGCGUACGUGUUCCAGUACAUGCACGUCAACGUCACCGAGACCCCCAUCAUCCCCUACGAGGUGGACCGCUACUACGUGUUCGGCUCCAACAAGGCGCGCAUCUCCAUAGUGGGGGACGUAGUCGGACCGCUCUUCCCCACCAUGCCUGUUAAUGCUACCAGCCUCCUCGAUUUGCCAAUGGACUCGGCCGAGCAGAACAUGUUCAGCUUCGCGGCGAACAUGUACCUGACGCUGUACAUGCGCCUCAUCAACCAGCGCAACCGCACGCUCGAGCGCGACGCCUUCUACCACAUGAACAUAUACUACCAGCGGCAGCUCUCCUUCAUGAAGCACGACGGCUCCUUCAGCUUGUUCCGAAGCGAUUGGAACCAAUCAGAAUCAAGCGUGUGGCUGACGUCAUUCUGCGCUAAAAUAUUCCAGGAAGCUUCAUUCAAUGAAUGGGAGAAUUUCAUCUAUAUUGAUCCUGAUGUGAUAUCGAUGGCGGUGUCGUGGGUGCUGGAGCACCAGACGCCGGAGGGCGCGUUCUACGAGCGCACGUGGCUGCCCGACCGCAACGCCAACAGCACCAUCGCCGUGCCCAUGGACUCGCAGCUCUACCGCGACGCCGGCGCGCAGCUGCACGGGCGACAGGUUAACAACUCUAUAAUACUGCAACGAAACAUCACACUGACUGCGCAAGUCGUUAUUACACUGGAGACUGUGAAGAAUCUCAAAGAUAUUGGCAUAAGAGAGGGGCUGAGCGCGCGCGUGGCGACGGCGCAGCAGCGCGCGGUGGAGUGGCUGGAGCGGCACCUGCAGCUGCUGCACGAGUGCGGCGAGCCGCUGGCGCUGGCGCUGGCCGCGUGCGCGCUGGCCGCCGCCAAGGCGCCCGGCGCCGAGCACGCGUACCGCCUGCUCAAGCGCCACCAGCGCACUGAGGGCGGGCUGAUGUACUGGGGCAAGGAGCCGGUGCCGCAGCCGCCGUACAAGAUGGAGAACCAGAAGCCGUUCCUGCUGCCGCGGCUGCCAUACACGUAUGACUCCAACAACAUCGCCGCCACCGCCUACGCGCUGCUCGCCUGCAUGGACCAUCAGGAUAACAACGAGCCGAUUGUCAUGUGGCUUAACUCUCAACGUCUUAAAGAUGGCGGCUGGGCGUCUACUCAGGACACGUACAUAGCUCUGCGCGCGCUGAUCGAGUACACGAACCGCAAGCGGCUGCGCGACGUGAGCUCGCUGCACGUGAGCGUGGAGGCCGUGGCGCUGCGCGGCGGCGCGCGCUCCCUACGCGUGCGCAACGACAACCUCGCCACCAUGCAGACCAUCGACAUCCCGGAGGCGUGGGGCACGGUGAAGGUGACGGCGCGCGGCGCGGGCUACGCCGUGCUGCAGAUGUCGGUGCAGUACAACGUGGACACGCCGCGCUUCCAGACCGCGCCGCCGCUGCGCGCCUUCGACUUGCUCGCCAACGCGCACUACUACGGCCGCAAUCAGUCGCACAUUCGAUACCAGACCUGCGCCAGCUGGACGUUGACUCAAGAGUCGCCGCGCUCCGGCAUGGCGGUGCUGGAGGUGAGCAUCCCCACCGGCUACAUGAUCCAGCAGCAGCGCCUCGACUCGUACGUGCUGUCGCGCUCCGUGCACCUGCUGCAACGCGCGCGCUACACGCCGGAGAAAGUCGUCUUCUAUUUUGAUUAUCUGGAUCACGAAACGACGUGUGUGAACUUCACGAUCGAGCGCUGGUACCCCGUCGCCAACAUGUCGCGCUACCUGCCCAUACGUGUCUACGAUUAUUACGCGCCCGAGCGUUUCAACGAGAGCAUAUUCGACGCCUUGCCAACGUACUUACUGAACAUCUGCGAAGUGUGCGGCUCCUCGCAGUGCCCGUACUGCGCCAUCUACAACGGCGCCGCGCGCCUCACCGCGCUGUUGCUGGUGCCCACUCUGAUUGCGAUUGUAUACAAUAUACUAUAUAACACG
Brenthis ino (lesser marbled fritillary) is the source of this 5484-nucleotide messenger RNA. NCBI's taxonomy places the organism in Eukaryota, Metazoa, Arthropoda, Insecta, Lepidoptera, Nymphalidae. The record is from the annotation of a GenBank genome assembly.